Messenger RNA from Xiphophorus hellerii (green swordtail), 3165 nucleotides. Its product is annotated as extracellular calcium-sensing receptor-like. The record is from RefSeq and is a predicted model, not a curated record. Gene Ontology annotation, molecular function: G protein-coupled receptor activity. Gene Ontology annotation, biological process: G protein-coupled receptor signaling pathway. NCBI's taxonomy places the organism in Eukaryota, Metazoa, Chordata, Actinopteri, Cyprinodontiformes, Poeciliidae. Gene Ontology annotation, cellular component: plasma membrane. The coding region runs from base 2 to 2638 and encodes 878 amino acids. The transcript has 9 exons.
CAUGAUAGUAAUGUAUUCCUGUAAAGACAAAAUCUUGCUCCUGCUGCUGUUGCACUUAUUCUGUUCUCACUGCUCCAGCCCCUCUACUCGGCCGCCCUCCUGUCGGUCACAAGGACAGUUUCAUCUCAGCGGCAUGCACAAGACUGGAGAUGUGAUUCUGGGGGGAUUGUUUGAAAUAAAUUUUUUUUCAGUCUUUCCUGACUUGUCUUUCACAUCUGAGCCCCAGCAUCCUACCUGCCAUGGUUUUGAUGUUCUAGGAUUUCGACAGGCCCAAACCAUGGCUUUUGCAGUUGAUGAGAUCAACAGGAACGCCGAGCUCUUGCCCAACGUCACUUUGGGGUACAGUCUGUACGACAACUGUGUUAAACUGGGAAUUGGAUUUCGUGCAGCGCUGGCAUUAAUAAGCGGACAAGAGGAGGAGAUUGUGAUGGAGGAUAACUGUUCAGGAAGCCCUCCGGUGUUGGCAAUUGUGGGGGAUUCUUCCUCCACCCGCUGUAUUGCUAUCUCCACCGUGUUAGGUUUGUACCGAGUGCCAAUGGUGAGUUAUUUUGCCACAUGUUCCUGUCUAAGUGACCGUCAGAAGUUUCCGUCCUUCUUCAGAACGAUACCAAGCGAUGCUUUCCAGGUGAAUGCUAUGAUUCAGAUCCUAAAGCACUUCGGCUGGACCUGGGUGGGAUUGCUGAUCAGCGCCGACGACUACGGGCUCCACGCUGCCAAAUCAUUUCAGUCUGAUCUGAGUCUGUCUGACGAAGGCUGCCUGGCCUACCUGGAGGUGUUGCCGUGGGGCAACGAGCCACCGGAGCUGAGGAGGAUCGUGGACGUGAUGAAGGCAUCCACAGCUCGGGUGGUCGUUGUGUUUGCACAUGAGAGCCACAUGAUCAAUCUCAUGGAGGAGGUUGUGAGGCAGAACUUGACAGGCCUUCAGUGGCUGGCCAGUGAAGCCUGGUCCACAGCUGCCGUGCUCCAGACCCCUGACCUCAUGCCGUACCUCGGGGGCACACUGGGCAUCGCUAUCCGUCGAGGAGAGAUACCAGGCCUCAGGGACUUCCUGUUAGAAAUCAAUCCUAAUAUAAAACACAACAGCAGCUCUGGAAAUAGCAUGGUAAACCAGUUCUGGGAGUUCACAUUUCAGUGUAGAUUUGCACCGCCGCCUGCAGGCUGGGUUGAAAACGGAGGAAAAGUUUGCUCUGGAAAAGAAGAUUUAAGGACGGUGGAGACUGAGUUCUUAGACAUUUUUAACCUCCGGCCCGAAUACAACGUUUACAAAGCCGUGUACGCUCUGGCCCACGCCCUCCACGAUUUGCUGCGAUGUGAACCAGGAAGUGGCGGCUGUGCCGCUCUGGAAACACUGGAACCGUGGCAGCUUGUGUACUACCUUGAAAGGGUCAAUUUCACCGCAUCAUUUGGUGACCAAGUGUCAUUUGAUGAGAACGGCGACGUCUUACCAAUAUAUGACGUCAUGAACUGGCUCCGGCUCCCCGACGGACGAGCAAAUGUUCAAAAUGUCGGCGAGGUUAAAAUGUCAGCUUUCAGUGGUGAACAACUCACACUUGAUGGAGACAAAAUCUUCUGGAACUUUGAAUCGAAAAAGCCACCACGGUCGGUGUGCAGCGAGAACUGUCCUCCAGGAACCCGCAUGGUGAGAAAGAAGGGGGAACCUGAGUGCUGUUUUGACUGCAUCCCUUGCUCUGAGGGGAUGGUCAAUAACAAAACCAAUUCCCUGGAGUGCUUCAGCUGUCCAGAGGACUUCUGGUCCAGUCCACGGCGAGAUCACUGUGUUCUUAGGCAAACAGAGUUCCUCUCCUAUCAGGAACCGCUGGGGAUCUGCUUGACAGCAGCCUCACUGCUGGGCACAUUCAUCUGCGCUGUUGUUCUGGGGAUCUUCAUCUAUCACCGCAGUACACCGAUAGUACGAGCCAACAACUCAGAACUCAGUUUCCAACUACUGUUGUCACUUCAGCUGUGCUUCCUGUGUUCGCUGCUGUUCAUCGGACGACCCAGGCUGUGGACAUGCCAACUCAGACACGCAGCGUUUGGGAUCAGCUUUGUGCUUUGUGUGUCCUGCAUCCUGGUUAAAACCAUGGUGGUUCUGGCUGUGUUCAAAGCCUCCAAGCCAGGAGGGGGAGCCAGUCUCAAGUGGUUUGGUGCUUCGCAGCAGAGAGGAAUUGUUCUGGUUCUCACCUCUGUUCAGGCAGCAAUCUGCACUGCCUGGCUUGUCACCAACUCACCCGCUCCACAUAAAAACACUCAGUACCACAAUGACAAGAUAGUUUAUGAGUGUGUUGUUGGCUCAACUGUUGGUUUUUCAGUGUUACUCGGUUACAUCGGCUUACUGGCCAUCCUCAGCUUUGUGUUGGCGUUUAUGGCGAGGAAUCUUCCCAACAACUUUAACGAGGCCAAACUCAUCACGUUCAGCAUGCUGAUCUUCUGUGCUGUGUGGGUGGCCUUUGUUCCUGCUUAUGUCAGCUCACCGGGCAAAUAUGCAGACGCAGUGGAAGUGUUUGCCAUCCUGGCCUCCAGUUUUGGCCUCUUGAUGGCGCUGUUUGGACCUAAAUGUUACAUAAUUCUGCUGAGACCAGAAAGAAAUACAAAGAAGGCUCUCAUGGGGCGAAGCACUAUAGGAACUUCCGAAAAGUAAAAGAUGUUGGGGGAAGUGAACUGCUUAGAAGAAGUUUAAUUCAUAACUGCAAUGUGAAUGCUGUAAGAUUAAAUAAGCUUGACUUUAAUAGAAAGAUUUUCACAUAACUUACUUUCUGAAUAUUCCACACAAAAAAUGAAGAGCAAGCAAAACGUUUGUGUAAUUUAUGUAAUGGGACGGGAUUAAAAGCUUUUGAGCUCCUUUGUUCAAAUGCGUAACUUGGAUCAACUCAGUUUAUUUACAAAGUAAUUUCAACCACUGGUGGCAUUUAGCUACAGAAAACCCCCAUCUGAUUUAAUGUUUAAAUUGCUUUAUAAUUCCUGCUUUAUCAGGGAAAAAAAGACUCAGGGUAAUGUAAAGAUCUUACAGGGACAAAGGGACAAAUCAAGGAAAGAGAAGCCAUUGUUAAACAAAUAUUGUAGAUGGUCUAACAUAAAAUAAACAAAAAUAAAUCAGCUAAAUAUGGGGGAGUUGUUCUUUAAUUUCUGGCAUUAUUCAUGUCUUCAUGUGGAAGAACUGGAGAAAGA